Panonychus citri (citrus red mite) is the source of this 1263-nucleotide messenger RNA. RefSeq names its product probable 39S ribosomal protein L19, mitochondrial (gene mRpL19). The transcript has 2 exons. Gene Ontology annotation, biological process: translation. Gene Ontology annotation, cellular component: mitochondrial large ribosomal subunit; ribosome. Lineage: Eukaryota; Metazoa; Arthropoda; Arachnida; Trombidiformes; Tetranychidae. Gene Ontology annotation, molecular function: structural constituent of ribosome. The coding region runs from base 64 to 1008 and encodes 314 amino acids. The record is from RefSeq and is a predicted model, not a curated record.
UUUGGAUCUUGUUUUGGUUUUUUAAGGAAAUGUGAUUUUGUUUGUUUCUUUUUUUAAUCAAAUAUGAAUUUACCUAAAGUGGUUAAUUUUUUCCCUUCUAGUAAUUUAAUUAACAAUUAUCAACGCUCUUUUCAGGUCCGUUGUCUUCGAGGUUGGGUCCAUGCAAAAAAGAGAUUUGACAAAGGCAAAGAUUUCCCAUAUUCUUUCACAACUAAACCAGAAGAUGCGAGAUCUUUACCUUUUAGUAAGAAGUUAAUUCCUGAGGAAUUGGAAUCUAUGAGAUUAAAGUAUCCUGAUUUUCUACCUGCUCCCAAUCCUGACCACAGAAAUAAAGUUAAAGUUAAUUUAGAACAUCAGGAUAUGAUCAAAAGACGAGAAAAUUUGGAUAUUCCUGAAUUUUAUGUUGGCUCAAUUCUUGCUGUUACUGUUUCAGAUCCUUUUGCUCCAGGAAAAGUGUCUCGUUUCCUUGGAAUAUGUAUUUAUCGAGAAGGUUCUGGUCUUAAUACUUGUUUUACUCUAAGAAAUAUAAUCGACAGAGAAGGAAUAGAAAUUAGAUAUGAUCUGUAUAAUCCAACGAUUCGAAGUAUCGAACUAAUCAAACUAGAGAAAAGGUUGGAUCAAGAUCUUAGAUAUUUACGAGAUGCUUUACCUGAAUAUUCAACGUUCCCUCUUGAUUUGGAACCAGAGAUUCGUAAAGAAGGUGCUCCAAUUCCUGUGAAUCCAAUUAAGGUCAAAAUGUUACCUUUACCUUGGUCAAAAAAUUGGUUUAAGAUUCAGUAUCAUAGACAAACUCUUGGAAUUGAGAAAUUUGAAAAUGUUUGGUCCCACUUUUACGAAAGAUCAGCUCGAAAGCACAACAACUAUGAGCAUCUUGACCUAAUGAAAGAGUAUCGGGAACAUAUUCCAGAAGAACAGCAAUUACCAAUAUGGAGUAAACUCGAAGCCCAUGAAAAGGAAACUGCUGAAAUUAGAAAGAAAACUCGACGUGCAAGUCUAAUUAAGAGAUAAAUGAUUAGAAUUUGAACCUUUCGAAAGAGAAAUUUAAUAAAUAAAAUUUAAUUAGUCGAUUGAAACAUUAGAUUUAUAAAUGUAAUAAAUGAUUCAAUUCAACGAUCAUCUAUUGUGGUUAUAACUGUUAUCCAGCAUCAGAAAUUUGUAAUGAUUGAUUUCCAACAAUUGAAUUGUUAUUAUCAAGAUAAUCUGAUUCCAGAUUGUUCAUAAAGUUUUUCCAAUUAACCAAUUAAAGUUUCUUAUAAGGUUUAA